AUGGCGCCACGUAAUCCUGACCUUCGAAAGAUGGUGCAACAAGUCGCACAUAGAGAAGUAAAGUACCGAUAUAUCCAACGGAUGAUUGAUAAAGUACCAGAGGACUCAGAAUUUCGUGAGCGAGUUGGUCAGCAAGGUGAUUCGGCCAUCAACGAUGUGCAGUCGCCAGACUCGAGCAUACCACUUUCAGACACUGGAGCAAAUUCCGACGCUGGAUCUCUUGCCUCAAGGCUCUCAUGGAUUAAUGGGCCCUACACCCCCAUUCAUUCAUGGUUUCCAGCUAAGAACAUGAGGACCACAGACAGUGGUAACACGUUGAAGGUUGGGGAACUGGAAGAAAGUUACUCGCAGCUCCUGCCGCCUCCGGCGAAGCAGGAAGCCCCACUUACCGAUUCAGGAUAUGCAUCUAGGAUCAACGUUGAAAAUUUGCCGCGAAUGGAACUGACAGGUGCUGAUACAUCCGGCAAUGAAAAAGAUGAUUCAAACGCAAGAACCGCCUAUUCGGGAGAUAGUACUGUUGCAAUAGACCAAGCGCAGCAGUACAUUUUCGAGUUGUCCAACACUAUACACAGCAAUCUCGGCGGAAACGUUGACGCAGACAACUGGAGGCUACUGUCCGAGCGAGUGUUGGGUCUCAUCAAGGACUUCGCCUUCAAAAUUGGCCUUGAAUCUUCGGCUCAGGUGAACCGAGAUAUCAUGCACUUCAUACACAAACGUAGCCGUGACAUCGCGACGCGACUUGACUCAAUGAUCCUCAGUGUCGACGCUUCAGCAGAGGAUGCUGACGAGAUUGUCGAGGCCAGGAGAGACCACAUGCUCCUAAGUGAUAAGAUGGCCUUGUGGAUCAGCAAGGCCACGGGGACAGAGACCUCUGUCGAUGAUGAUGAGCUUUUCGUGGGGGUUACAGAUGUGGAAGCGACCAUCGACGCUCCGGCAUUAUUCGAGUACAACAAGACCGUUACAGAGAGCGAUUCAUUCAAGUGGCUAAUCGAAAGCCUGCGAAGAGAAUUGUUACUCAAGCGAUAUUUCGAUGAAUCAGAAGGUUGGGAUGCCCAGGCAUCAACGAUUGUGGAUUACAUGAGGCAGACGUGGCCUUCGACAUGGCUAACGAUCUUCAACUUGUUGCAGACAGCGUCUCGCAAUCCCGACGGCAUCGUUUACGCAGAUACCUUGCAUGACAAGACUCGAAUAUCAGUAUCGUCUGAGCACGAUAUCCUCACGAUGAGUCUUGAUGGUCCUGCUCACACCAUUGCAGAGUGUGUUGAGCAGCUUGCCUGGUUACGGGCCUUAUGGGCAAACCAACCUCCUCAACAUGGUAUGAACAAUACCGUCCAGCGAAUACCCUUCAUCAUGAAAAUGGCUACACUACAUGUAGGCGCAUAA
This is a messenger RNA of Colletotrichum tamarilloi, 1383 nucleotides long. RefSeq lists its product as uncharacterized. The record is from RefSeq and is a predicted model, not a curated record. The transcript is spliced from 4 exons. NCBI's taxonomy places the organism in Eukaryota, Fungi, Ascomycota, Sordariomycetes, Glomerellales, Glomerellaceae. Bases 1 to 1383 code for a protein of 460 amino acids.